GCUUUAUUAGCCAUAUAAAUCAUGAAUAACGCCACAUAUCGUUUAAAAUGCACGAGAAUCACCACUGCGUGAAUGAGAAGCAAUGAGGCGGAAAGAUAAAGCUAAAGAGCAAAUUCGUCGAACCCGGGUGAGGAUAAGGUGUUAGCAUCACCGGCUAGCUGUGUAACUGCUUGCUAUCCAACUGAUAUUUUCACCACAAACAUUCGCUUUCAGAAAUUAUUGGUUAAGAAAGGGUCCCAGACAGAACAUAGUUUUGUAAACACGGGUUUGCAUUGACGGACAACAUAGCUAUCUUCUUUGAAUUUUACAGUAAGAGAACCUUUAGUCUUGCUAACGUGUAGUUAACGUCAGUGCUUGAGCAAAUGUAACUGUUCUUGUCACAGGGGACGCUUGUUUUUUCCUGAACCCCACUCUGGACACCAGUUGCUCCAACCUGAACUAGGUCUCUGUACAGCAGUGGGCAUGCCGGCGUGGCCUUUUACUGUAAGACAAAGGACACCAUCAUGGAUGACUCGGACCAGGAUUUUGUCGAUCUCUGCUCAAAGCUGCUAAAACGAGUCCGCAAGAAACCAGGUGAGCCCAUACAGCCAAGGAAAGCAGAUCACCAACCCUCCAGUCAUGCAAGCAAUGGAGAAAAGAGGAAGAGAAAUAACAAAAGGGAUUGUGCUGGCACCCAGCAGCAUGUGGUUUGUGGAGGGACUGGAUGUGAUUCAGGAGAUGCUGCGUCGUCUGCUGUGCCUGCAGCAGCAGGACCGAAGUCUGAGAGAGAUUUGACAGCGAAAGACAAAGUCCUCCAGAGAAUGCAGCAGUUCAAGAGAGCCAGUCCACAGAGGAUGGAGCACAAGGACAAGAGCCAAACAACAAACCAUGAGAACGACAGUGUUCCUGCUCCACCUCUGGUGCAAAGACAAGAUGCUUCAGACUCACUCAGCUCAGGCCACCAUGUGGAGCCCCUGGACAGUGACGAGGCUCUGGCCCUGCGGAUGCAGCAGGAGCUGGACAGGGAAGCUGCACAAGCCCAAACGGUGGACCUAGAGGACGGAGCCCUCUUCUUCUGUCAGAUCUGCCAUAGAGACCUGUCACACAUGACCCCUCAGGGGCGAACACAGCACCUCAACAGGUGUUUGGAUGAGAGUGAAGAGAGCGGCCCAGGCCCUCCUCCUCGUCCUCCUCCUCCUGGGGUCCCUGACUGUCCCAUCUGUGGCAAGAAGUUCAAGUCCCAGAAGAGUCGCUCGGCCCACCUGAAGCGCUGCUCCUCAGUCAUGGGCGUCCCUCCUGCUGUGCUGCUGCAGGCUCUGCAGAGACAGGCUGAAGAGACCCAGAAUGUCCCCACUGCUAACGUACCCACAGAGACUGGAGGCACCAAAAGAAAAGGCCCAUCCAAGUCAGGUGUCCCAGCAAGGAAGAAGCCCAAAAAGAAGACCGAACCCCUGGAUGAAGACACCAUGGUGGCAAUGGCUCUGUCCUCCUCCCUGAUGGAACAGGAGGGAGAGUCUGAGAGACCAUUACAAAUAGAGACCGCUGCCUCUCACACCUCCAUGACUGCAGUGUUGAAGUGGAGGACAGACGCAGGUAAGGGGCGCGGGAAGAGGAAAAAAGGCGGCAUCCCUCGUCCUCCUCCACUCCUCCUGGUUCAGGAUGCUGAGGCGGCUCAGACGAGGCUGCAGGAACGUGUUUCUGCUCUCCUCCUACGCAGCCGGGCUCCCUCUCCCCCCACCCCGCCCCGCCGCCCCAGCAGUCUACUUGGCUGGAGUGGUGCUGCCCCCCUCUGGCAGAAGAGCACACUACUGGACGGAGGCUCCACUUGUCUGUCUGAUUUCUACACCCCAGAGCUCAGAGAGUUCAUCUCGCCUUGGGCAUUGGCAGCGACUGAUGCGGCCUCCUGCAGCAACAUCAGCAAGGCUGAGCCUUCUGUCCAGUCUGCAAGUGAAGGAGCUCCUGUAACAAGAACCACGGCCUCCAUCCUGCCAUCCUCCUCCCAGACUGCUGCCGCCUCCACAGGGACAGAGCAGCUACCAGUGGGCAGCCAGACUCUCCGAGACCUGAUGGAUCUGGCUGAAGAUGGCAUGACCCCCACGCAGUGUGGAUACCCUACUUCAGGCCCUAACAAAGAGAACAGUGCCAGUCUGAUCACAAGCCUUCAUCUGAGCGGCUUCGUCCCUGAGGAGUCAGAGGAGCAAGCUGACCUCUGUGCGAGCAGCUUCCUACUGGAAAGAACACAAACGCACCCAGACGACAUCCACAGCCGAGCGAGGAGGACGACUGAUCGGCCAGGAGCGGAUCAUGAGCGAGGCAGCCACCGAUCAGUGGCGCUGUCCAGACUGGCAUCAGACCUCAGCAGCAUGGUGAACAACCCUCAGCUCAGUGAUGUGCAGCUCCAGGUGGACAGUGGAGAAGUCUACUUUGCUCAUUCCUUCAUGGUGUAUGCUCGCUGCCCCCUGCUGGCAGAAAUGGUACAUGAAUGUGGCUUUGGGGUAAAGGAGGAGGGGAUGCCUGCAUCCCAGAGGGUGCUGAUGAGCGACGUCCCGGGACAGGCAGUGUUUGCUUUGCUGCACUACCUCUACACAGCCCACUCCUCCAUCCCACCAUCCCUGCAGCCUCAUGUACUGGAGCUUGCUUCCAGGUUUGACUUGCCGGAGCUAAAGCAGCUUUGCGAGCUCCACAGAGAGGAUGUGGCGACUCAGGGAGCUGAGGGAGACUUCAUGAACCAGGAGGAGAAUUUCAACAACCAAACAGACCAGGCCUUCCUGGAGCUGCUCCACUCAAUGUGGAAUGACGAGGAAGAAGACAACGAGGGUAUGGAUACAGAGGGAGGAAGCAAUGAAGAGAGAGGAUUGGAAGAAGACCGUCAAGCCGAUGACCUCACAGCAGGUGACAGAGAGAUUUGUGAGGAGAAGGUAAAUGAGGAAGAGCUGGAGGAGAUCUAUGAGUUUGCCGCCACGCAGAGAAAGAAGGAGGAGGAGAAAGACAGCAUGGAGGAGGAGGAAGAGGAGAAGGUAGAUGAGAAAGAAAAUGGAGAAGAAGUGUUCCUAAAACUGACAGAACCCAAAAGAAGCUCAACAGGCCUGCAGCUGCAUCCUCUCCUUGAGCCAGACCCCAGUCUGGAUCGCAGCUACAGCCGUCUCUUCUCAGACUCCUGGGGGGUCUACGAGGAAGGAAAUCCCUCCUCCUUACCCUCUACCUCUGGCCAGUCAAAGACACACACCCCUCACUCCCAGAAACACGAGUCCCCCCAUAAACCCUCAUCUCAACUGUCCGGCAGAGCUUUGCUUCAAUCUUCAGCAAGCGCUGUCGAGGACCUUUCCCUCAGCCCUCCAACUAGUUCAUCUAACCUGCCUGUCCCAGGUCAGUCCCCUGGUCAAGAGAGUGACUCCGGGACAGAUGCUCUUGACCUGGCUGUGCCAGAAGAAGGUCUCCCUUUGAAGCGAGAAAGCCAUGGUCCUCGUAGUAUUUGUGUCCACCUUUCUCCUGAUUCGCCUCAGAAAAAUAAGGAACCUGAGCUCAUAGUUUUGUCUGACUCCAGCGAUGAAAUGGAGGUAGUUCUCAGUUCCCACAGUCCUUCGCCACAUUCUCCUUGCACCAUCCAGAACCCUCAGAGCUACACCCAGAUCAAGCAGCAGCCAACCCUGAAACCAAAUGGACGCACCCCGGAGAAUCAAAAGUCCAGCAGUUUGGAGUUUAGUCCUGAAAGUCCAUCUGCAGCACUGGUUCAAAGUCAUCCAGGUUCCGGGUGUGACCAGAGUCCAGUGGACUGUUCUCCAGAAGUGUCCUGGCUGAUCCCAUCCACUCCGCUCCAGCAUGGACGAAGCACCACAACCAGCUCCACUCAGACCAAAAGCAGCAUGUGCAGGACGCAGCUGUUCCCUAAAGGCGACUCCUCUUCAUCUGUUUUCUCUUCUCCUGCUUUACCAUUUACCAACAAACUUCAGACCUCCAACAGUUCAGUUUCUGCCCACGUCGGCCCAACAGAGAGCAGUGUUCCCAGGUUAAAACUGGACGAGACGGUUCCCUGUAGCUCCAGCUUUGAUCUCAACUUUUGCCCUGAAAGAACCAGUAGUUGUGAUGUGAGUAAACCUGGAGGAGUGUUUCCAGUUCCCUUGAGCAAAUCUAAGAGCUCACACCCCUUAAGUUCGGUCUCAAAGCAGGAUACACCCCUCCACCCCCAGCCCCGGCCUUACAGCAGCACUCCCAUGAACACUGAGCUCCACCAGCUCCCUGUUCUUCUUGCCACCUCCCCACUCCACAGCAACCUCUAUAACCAGAGGUCGACAAUCCAAGGAAGAGAUAGGGCGUCAUCUGAUAGCCCAGAGAAAUCAGAGCCAGGUAGCUUUCAUCUCUCCUCCCUGUCUGACCCUUCAGAUCCACCCUCCUCUUCCUCUCCCAGAGGUCUUCAAAGUUCACAGAGGCUCCUCUCCUCUUGUCAAAGCCAACCAUCUGUUGAGCCCAGCAGCCACGACAAUGCAGGGGGUGAGCUAACAAGAAGGGGAGAAAGGGAUGAGGAUAGAGAGAUAGAGUGCAAAAAUAAAGACAUGGGUGAUGAAGGAGAGCAGGAAGAAGCAACAGGAGAAAAUGGAGUGACAGAAGUUGCUGAAUCCAGUUUCCAGCAGAGCUUCAUGGCCAUGGACGAGCCCCCCAUAGCCUUCAACGACUCGUGGGGCCUCGACGUCUGCGCAGAUGCCAACCCGGGCUGCUUCAGUCUGAGGCUGGAGGACAGCAGAGGAUCCAGCCAGCAGGAGCGCAGCCCGGGACAGCGAGAAACAGCCAGGUCAUCUUACUCUACCGACUGUCAGCUGUCACCACCUAGUGUCCGUCUUAUGAACAGCCAUAGCAGCGUGACUGCCCCCUCUUUAUUUCACAGUUCACAACCAUCCACCAGUAUACAGGCUCAUACAGGCCCCUCAGUCACCCCGUCAGCACCUGGCCCCACCACCAGGACCACACCAGAAAUCAACAACAGCCUCCUGGACUCCAAAAUAUGGGACAGCUGGGAGGAGGAGGAGGAGGAAGAGGAGGAGGAGGAGGCUCUUCCUCUUUCUCAGAAGGUGAACCCCUCUGCUCAGCUCAAAACACCCGCAUCGUCACACAAUAAACGGCGGCGUACCUUGGUGCCCAUCACUCCAUUGCCCCACUACUCUGAUAUGGACACACCGGAGCUCAAGAACAAACUCAACAGGUUUGGUGUUCGGCCUUUACCCAAGCGCCAGAUGAUCCUCAAACUGAAGGAGAUCCACCAGUACACCCACCAGCUGGUCAGCUCCGACUCUGAGGAUGAGGCCCCCUCUGCAGGCUGCACAGCUCAGAUGAAGCCCCCACCCAGAGGUUCAGUGUCUGCUGGAAACAAGCUGGUCUCCUGCGCCCAGAAAGUGAGGUUUAAAGAGCCCGGAGCGCCCGCUGCCAGCUCCUCUCUGAAACACAGCAGAGAGGAGGAGGCCGAGCUGCUGUCUGCCUCACAGGGCUCCAACACCUCCUCAACUGCUGCCAGUGAAGAAUCUGAAAGGUCCAACCCAGAGCUCUGCCUCUCCUCCGACGGAGACUCAGACAGUGACGGCGGCAUCUCUGCCUCCCAGGUGGCAACACGCCUCCAGGAUCGCCUCAGAGCGGUGCGCUCCUUCAUCCUGUCUGAGUCCGAACUGUACACACAGAUCCUCCAGUACCAGCCUCUGGUCCUGUCACAGCUCCAAGAGCGACUCAAGGCGGCCGGGAUCCGCUUGGGUGCUGCCAAGCUGGCGGACUAUCUGGACUCCCAGUGUAUCACAUUUACGACGGCCAAGCAGGGCCACUCUGCACCCGGCCACAGGCGGGGCAAGAAGACGGGCAAGAGGGCGAAGGCAGCGGGUGAAAGUGGAGCGGGCAGGAAAAAGGGUCUUGCAGCCAUGCAUUGAAUCUUGGACUGCAGGACCGGACUGUGGAGAAACUGUGAAAGGCACCAGGUUUUAUUUUAGUGCAGAAGAUUUGUGUGAAAUAGCUUCAGACAGAAGAGGCCUUAAAAAUCGAAUUAUGAAAUGUUUUAACACGGCUGAUUCCUCAGCAGGAGACUUCAGGUUUUACUGCUUUGUCAAACUAUGUAAACAGGUUUUAAGUAUUUUGUUUCAUGUUAUGUUUGUUGUGAACCCUCACUGUGAAAAUAAAAAAUGGAAGUGUUGCUGUGGA
Molecule: messenger RNA, 6150 nt
Organism: Chelmon rostratus (copperband butterflyfish)
Lineage: Eukaryota; Metazoa; Chordata; Actinopteri; Chaetodontiformes; Chaetodontidae
Gene: slx4
Product: SLX4 structure-specific endonuclease subunit homolog (S. cerevisiae)
Exons: 13
Coding region: 504-5882 (1792 amino acids)
Biological process (GO): meiotic DNA double-strand break processing; interstrand cross-link repair; resolution of meiotic recombination intermediates
Cellular component (GO): nucleus; Slx1-Slx4 complex
Molecular function (GO): enzyme binding
Source: RefSeq, a predicted model, not a curated record